This is a messenger RNA of Lathyrus sativus (Indian pea), 717 nucleotides long. The record is from the annotation of a GenBank genome assembly. Lineage: Eukaryota; Viridiplantae; Streptophyta; Magnoliopsida; Fabales; Fabaceae.
AUGCUUGCUCUUCCACCUCCUCCUUUGCAUCCAACCACAAGUGAAACCAAACAAGUCCCUCUAGACCAAAUUGUCAUAUCAAAUGAAGCAAAAUUUUCAACCACAACAAAGUUAAGAAGGCCAACAAACCUAAGACAACUUAGGUUUCAAAGAACCAAUCCAAUAAUAUGGUUUGGAGCAAUAUUGUGUCUCAUAUUCAGCCUUGUACUAAUUUUCUUUGGUGUCACAACUUUGAUAAUCUUCUUAGCCAUCAAACCGAAAAACCCUACAUUUGACAUACCUAAUGCGAAUCUCAAUCUUGUAUACUUUGACUCACCUCAAUAUUUCAACGGUGACUUCACUCUCCUUGCGAACUUCACUAACCCCAACACCAAAAUUGAUGUGAGGUUCGAGUCCUUGGACGUCGACCUUUUCUUUUCAGAUGCGAUCAUAUCAGCACAGUCGAUUCAACCUUUUACUCAAAGGAAAAAGGAAAGUAGGUUGCAAUCAUUGAACUUCAUAUCAAGCUUGGUGUUCUUGCCUAAGGAUCUUGGUGUGAAACUUCAAAGGCAAGUGGAGAGUAACCAGAUUGUUUACAAUGUAAGAGGAACAUUUAAAGUUAGAGUAAACUUUGGACUUUUUCAUUUGUCUUAUAUGUUGCAUAGUAGAUGUCAGAUGGUGUUGACUAGUCCACCAAAUGGUGUCUUGGUAGCAAGAAAGUGCAUCACAAAGAGAUGA